AGUUUUGUCUCGAUAUGAUGAUCUCGAACAAAGGUCAUCAUUCACAAAUCACAACAAUCAGCGUUAUCGGCUUGAAAGUUGGUUCGUUUUGAAUGUGCAUAGUUUCGCAUUUUCUCAACUAUUUACAAAAAGCAUAGUGUUUCUCGUUUUCAUAAUUAAGUUAUUGAGUAUAUAAAUGUUAAAAUGUCCCAUCGAGCUUUGUUUGCACCGUUAAUCAUAUUAACUAUAGUGGCCGUGCACCAUUCAGUCGAAAGCACACGGAAAUUUUGGCGGGGCAAGCAGUUUUCCGUUGACGGUCCGAGUCGCCAGUGGUCGUUUCAAGGACUCGAUCAUAAUGUUCAAACACUCUGGUUUGAACAACUGUUGGAUCACAACGAUCCGACCAAUCCGGUGACCUGGAAACAACGCUACUAUGUAAACGAUAAAUUCUUCAAUUCGUCCAUCGGCAAUGGACCGGUGUUCCUUAUGAUCGGAGGGGAAGGAGAGGCCACCGCCCGUUGGAUGAAUGAAGGAGCCUGGAUUCAUUAUGCCAAGCAGUAUGGAGCUUUGUGUUUCCAACUAGAGCACCGUUUUUAUGGUAAAAGUCGUCCUACUAAGAAUCUAGCUACAAAAAACCUUUCUUAUCUCACUUCGGAACAAGCGCUUGCUGAUUUAGCUUAUUUCAUUGAGGCUAUGAAUGAAAAGUAUGAAUUGAAUGAACAAAACCUUUGGAUUGCUUUCGGAGGUUCAUACCCGGGAUCUUUGGCUGCCUGGUUAAGGGAGAAGUAUCCGCACCUGAUUCAUGGUGCCAUCAGCAGCAGUGGACCACUUUUGGCCAAGAUCGAUUUCGAAGAGUACUUUAAAGUGGUAGUCGAUUCACUCGAAGAAUAUUCAGCGCAGUGUGUUUCUGAUAUUCGAACUGCAAUAUCGCAAAUAGAAACAUUGUUGAAGCAUAUGAUUGGCCAGCGGAGCUUGAAUGAUAAGUUUAAGCUAUGUGAUCCGGUGGAGAAGUCGAUUUCAAACUCAUUGGACAUUGCAAGUCUUUUCGAGGCAAUAGCGUCGAAUUUUGCUGGCGUUGUUCAGUACAACAAGGAUAACAGUCCACAUGCAAAGAUUACCAUUGACCAGGUAUGUGACAUUAUGACUAACCAGAGUAUCGGAACACCCGUUGCUCGACUUGCAACGGUCAAUGAACUAGUUAUGAAACAAGACGGUGCAAAAUGUUUGGAUUAUGUGUAUGAUAAAACGGUCAAGCAGAUGCAAAACACAUCUUGGGACUCUGAGGUUUCCAGUGGAGCCCGUCAAUGGACUUUUCAAACUUGUAACGAAUUUGGUUUUUACCAAACAUCUAAUCAACCGGAUUCGGUUUUUGGAGAUCGUUUUCAAGUAGAUUUUUUUAUUCGUCAGUGCGUUGACAUUUAUGGGGAAAAGUUUAAUGAAAAAACACUGAAACGAGCCAUAUAUCGAACCAACACAAAUUAUGGUGCGUUGAACCCUCUGACUACCAACGUGUUAUAUGUGCAUGGUUCCAUCGAUCCAUGGCAUCGCUUAGGUCUAAUCUAUAGCAAUGAUAGCAACAUCCCCACUAUAUUUAUCAAAGGAACCGCUCACUGUGCCAAUAUGUACGAACCCAAAGAUGAUGAUUUUCCCCAACUGAAAACCGCUCGAGUCGAAAUCAACAAGUUCAUCGGCAACAAACUCAAAAGUAACUCAUUUCUAUAACAUCUAUAAUUAAAAGCCUUGCUCUCUAUUGAGGAAAAAACUCGGUAUAAAAUAGAAAUACAAUACAAUUAUAAUGUUAGCAAUAUAAAUAUAAAGCACUAAAA
Molecule: messenger RNA, 1805 nt
Organism: Topomyia yanbarensis
Lineage: Eukaryota; Metazoa; Arthropoda; Insecta; Diptera; Culicidae
Product: putative serine protease F56F10.1
Exons: 2
Coding region: 184-1701 (505 amino acids)
Biological process (GO): proteolysis
Molecular function (GO): serine-type exopeptidase activity; dipeptidyl-peptidase activity
Source: RefSeq, a predicted model, not a curated record